AUGAGAAAAAUGCGGACUCUUCUCGGCUUUGUGCACUGCUGCUGCUGCUGCUUCUUGCUCCUCCUGCCUCCGCCGCUCAGGGUCAGCCUGGCAGCGGCCAAGCAGCUGCUGAGGUACCGGCUGGCCGAGGAGGGACCCGCCGACAUCCGCAUCGGUAACGUGGCCGCCGACCUGGGCAUCGUGACGGGCUCCGGAGAGGUGACAUUCAGCCUGGAAUCAGGCUCCGACUACCUCAAGAUCGAUAACAUGACCGGGGAGCUGAGCACCACGGAGCGGCGCAUCGACCGCGAGAAGCUGCCGCAGUGCCAGAUGAUCUUCGACGAGAACGAGUGCUUCUUGGACUUCGAGGUGUCGGUCAUCGGCCCCUCGCAGAGCUGGGUGGACCUCUUCGAGGGCCGGGUCAUCAUCCUGGACAUCAAUGACAACACCCCCACCUUCCCUUCCCCCGUCCUCACGCUCACCGUGGAGGAGAACCGGCCCGUGGGGACCCUCUACCUGCUCCCCACCGCCACCGACAGGGACUUCGGCCGCAACGGCAUCGAGCGCUACGAGCUGCUGCAGGAACCCGGAGGGGACGGGGGACGGCGCGGCGGCGGCGGCGGCGGCGGCGCUGGCGGCGGCGGCGGGGGCGGUGCUGCGGCGGCCGGCUCGGAGAGCGCCCUCUACCCCGGCGGCAGCAAACGGAGGCAGGAGGCGGAGGCCCGCAGCAGCGUGUUUGAGCUGCAGGUGGCCGACACCCUGGACGGGGAGAAGCAGCCGCAGCUGAUCGUCAAGGGGGCGCUAGACCGUGAGCAGCGGGACUCCUACGAACUGAGCCUGCGCGUGCGCGACGGCGGCGAGCCCGCGCGUUCCUCACAGGCCAUCCUGCGCGUGCUGAUCACCGACGUGAACGACAACAGCCCCCGCUUCGAGAAGAGCGUCUACGAGGCCGACCUGGCGGAGAACAGCAGCCCCGGGACCCCUAUCUUGCAGCUGCGAGCCACCGACCUGGAUGUAGGGGUGAAUGGGCAGAUCGAAUACGUCUUUGGGGCAGCCACCGAGUCGGUGAGGCGGCUGCUGCGGCUGGAUGAGACCUCAGGGUGGCUCAGCGUCCUGCACCGCAUUGACCGUGAGGAGGUUAACCAGCUGCGCUUCACCGUGAUGGCCCGGGACCGUGGGCAGCCCCCUAAGACAGACAAGGCCACGGUGGUGUUGAACAUCCGUGAUGAGAAUGACAAUGUGCCCACCAUUGAUAUCCGGAAGAUUGGGCGCAUCCCACUGAGGGAUGGAGUGGCCAGCGUGGCUGAGGAUGUGCUGGUGGAUACCCCCAUUGCCCUGGUGCAGGUAUCAGAUCGGGACCAAGGCGAAAACGGUGUGGUGACCUGCACCGUGGUGGGGGAUGUGCCCUUCCAGCUCAAGCCAGCCAGUGAAGGUGAAGGGGAGCCGCAGAACAAGCGCAAGUACUUCCUCCACACCUCAGCCCCUCUGGACUAUGAGGCUGUACGUGACUACAAUGUGGUGAUCGUUGCUGUGGACUCAGGCAGCCCCAGCUUGUCCAGUAACAACUCCUUGCUAGUGCGGGUCGCAGACACUAAUGACAACCCUCCUGUGUUCGGCCAGGCUGUGCUGGAGGUUUCUUUCCCAGAGAACAAUCUGCCUGGUGAGAGGGUGGCCACAGUUGUGGCCACAGAUGCGGACAGUGGCAAGAAUGCCGAGCUCACCUAUUCCCUGGAGCCCUCACCCCUCUCCUCAGAGUCACCAAGUGGCAUCUUCAGCAUUGACCCCGACUCUGGGGAUGUGUCUGUGCAAGUGGUGCUGGACCGUGAGCAGCGUGACACCUAUGAGUUCCAAGUGACGGCCCGAGACAAAGGGGUGCCAUCACUGCAGGGCUCCACCAUGGUGGUGGUGCGGGUGGCAGAUCGCAAUGACAAUGAGCCGCGGUUCAUGCAGGAUGUGUUCACUUUCUACGUGAAGGAGAACCUGCAGCCCAACAGUCCCGUGGGCAUGGUGACUGUGAUGGACUUUGACAAGGGGCGUAAUGCUGAGCUCAGCCUCUCCAUACAGCCCAGUGAUCAUGACCAGGCGACUGGCAUCUUCUCCAUUGAAAAUGACACAGGAACCAUCUACUCCACAGUCUCAUUUGACCGGGAGCAGCAGACCAGCUACACCUUCAAAGUGAAGGCGGUGGAUGGGGGUGAGCCGUCACGUUCGGCCACUGCUACUGUGUCCCUCUUUGUAAUGGAUGAGAAUGACAAUGCGCCCACUGUUACCUUCCCCAGCAACAGCUCCUACACUGUGUUGCCACCCUCCAGCAACAUGCGCACUGUAGUGGCCACGGUGGUUGCAACUGAUGCUGACACCGGCCUCAAUGCUGACCUCAACUACAGCAUUGUCGGAGGAAACCCCUUCAAGCUCUUUGAGAUUGAUCCAGCCAGUGGCGUGGUAUCACUGGUGGGCAAGCUGGCCCCUAAGCACUAUGGCCUGCACCGCCUCGUUGUGCAAGUGAAUGACAGUGGCCAGCCACCCCAGUCAACAACUGCCCUGCUCCACGUCUUUGUCAAUGAGAGCUUGUCCAAUGCCACUGUAGUGGAGGGCCAGGUGGCACGUAGCCUUCACACACCUCUGGCCCAGGACAUUGCUGGUGAUCCCAGCUAUGAGCUGAGCAAACAGCGCCUCAGCAUUGUCAUUGGUGUAGUGGCUGGCAUCAUGACUGUCAUCCUCCUCAUCCUGGUGGUGGUCAUGGCCCGCUACUGCCGCUCCAAGGGCAAGCAUGGCUAUGAGGCUGGCAAGAAGGACCAUGAGGACUUCUUCACCCCACAGCAGCAUGACAAGGCCAAGAAGCCCAAGAAGGACAAGAAAGGCAAGAAGGGCAAGCAGCCUCUCUACAGCAGCAUCGUCACUGUCGAGGCCUCCAAGCCCAAUGGGCAGCGCUAUGACAGCGUGAAUGAGAAGCUUUCGGACAGCCCUGGCAUGGGCCGCUACCGCUCAGUCAAUGGUGGCCCGGGCAGCCCCGACCUAGCCCGGCAUUACAAGUCGAGCUCACCACUGCCCACCGUGCAGCUGCACCCGCAGUCCCCCACUGCUGGCAAAAAGCACCAGGCUGUGCAGGACCUGCCCCCUGCCAACACCUUCGUGGGCGCUGGUGACAACAUUUCCAUUGGCUCGGACCACUGCUCCGAGUACAGCUGCCAGGCCAGCAGCAAGUACAGCAAGCAGGUGGAUGCAGUACAGACUAUGCAGCACCCUGACCACAUUGAGGAAUCAUGUAAAAUGAAUCCAUUUCGUAGAGUGACGUUUUCUGUUGUGAGUCAGCCUCAGGACCCACAUCAAGGGUCUUUGCAGAGUUGCUAUGACAGCGGUCUGGAGGAGUCAGAAACACCAAGCAGUAAGAGUUCAUCAGGGCCAAGACUGGGUGCCCUUCCACUCCCAGAGGACAACUACGAAAGGACUACGCCGGAUGGCAGUGUUGGUGAGGCAGAGCAUAUGGAAAAUGAUUCAAGGCCUCUGCCAGAUGUAGCCCUGACAGGGAAGUGUACCCGAGAAUGUGAUGAAUAUGGCCACUCGGACUCCUGCUGGAUGCCAGUUCGCACUUCUCCUGAAAGAAAGCAGAAGAGCCAGCCAAAACUCUCCACUUUCAUGCCUGUUGAUGAACGGGGCAGUCAGGAAAAGCUGGCCAAUGGAGAAGCUUCCCUCAUGGGUGAUCGCAACAGAAACCUCCUUAACAAAAAGUUGACCUCAUCCUAUGAGACCUUCAGCGCCGCUAGUUUCAGCAAGAAAGAAGAAGGCAAUCCAGAAGAUAUCCCCCUUACACAGACAGGGGAAUAUAAGCCAUCUCCUGUCAAUACUCUAACUAGAAGAGAAGUUUACCUGUAAGCUAAAAAGCAGCAACAAAUUUCUUUUAUGUUGUGAGCAAGAAAAGGGGCAAAAGUCUUAAAAGCAAAACAAUUUUAAUAAAAAUAUGAAACAAAAAGAGGAGGCCACCAAAGAGACAUAAGCUCUGCUUGCCACUUCUGCCUCCAUAGCAGGCAUUUAACUAUAUGGUCUGCCUGACUAUACUGUACAAUGUAGAAAAUGUUGUUACUUGCAUGUCAAAUCCCCCCUCACCAAUUUUUAUUUUCCUAAAUCUAUGGUUGCAAACUCCUCCCAUAGUAAUGAGCUUGAUUAAAAAGGACACAACAUGUUGUUUCUCCUCUGCAGAAGCAUGAGUUAAGCCACUCAUUUUUUCGAUGGUCAUCUGGCUUGUUGAGGAUAACAGGUCAGGGAAAAUGUAUUCAAAGCAUAUCAUCUAAAUAUUGCUGAUCCCCACCAGGGACAAUCCUUCAGAAACCGUACAGAUAUAAAGAUAAAUAUAAAGGAAUAAUCAUUAAUAGGCACUUUGUGAAGACCACAGCUUUAAUAUUCUCACCUCUCAACUGACGCAGGAUGCGACAGAGACACGUUCAGCUUGAGACUGCCGUCCAAAACAUGGCAAACUUUCUUAUGAAUCAUGAACUCUGGUUCUGUUUUAUCCAUAGAACAAAUGUGUUCUAGCUGUGUCUCUUUCUCUCCUUCUCUCUCGUUCUCUGUAAUGAUUACUUCAAUGUAAACACAAUUAGUAACACAUAUACAGUAGCAUAGUAAUGAUAAACUCUUGAAAUCAUUUUUUUUGGACAAGACUAACAUUUAACUGGGAAGAUAGUAAUAACAAAAAGGCCAAAGAUCACACUAUGGAUCAGGGGAACUGCUAAGUAUUGGGGCUUGGCAUAGAAAACUAAUAUACUCAUGCACAUGUACUCAUAACACACCUUCAGUUACAUUUGCACAGCAGCACGUUCUACAAGCCCAGAUGACAAUAUUUUUUCCAAUGCGGUUCAGUUGAAUGCCUAAAGGAAAUGAUGUGGGUUUUUCUUUUUUUUGUGAUAUGUUGCAGCAGAUGUUUCAUAUAUGAUACUGCCAAUUCCAGGGAAUUUCUGAAGUCAAAAUUAAAAAAUAGUAGUAUUGCUAGAAGGCUGUGUUAGUGAGAAUGCUUGGUAGGAUGAAGGUGGGCAGUGUGGUGAUACAAUGACAAGAGAAUAUUACAACUCAAAUAUGAAGCCUUCCUUUCGGAGUACAAGGAGUGAUUGCUGAGUCUUUUGUCAUUGGUGUUGCAGAUUGAUUUGUAUCAAACAUGUAAGGUUUUCUUGAAACACUAGUGCAUUAAAGCCAAGUGAAGUGCAAUGCUAAACAGUGUCAAGACUCAGAACAUUUAGGGUAGGUAUUAAAUAAACAGUGUGAUAUGAUACUCACCUAGGGGGUCAAGAUGAGUCAAAACGAAUCCAAACUGUCUACAAUAUGCAAGAGCUCUGGGCUAUAAUGAUUCUCACAAUGAGUGCUUCAGGAAAGGAAGAGGAAAUGAAACAGGUUUUUGUGCAAUAAAAGCUACAAAAUGUGCAGAACUUUAGCCAGUUUCUCUCUAGCUCAUGCUGCAGUAAUAAUGACAAACAGCGCAGACAUUCAGAUGAAAGUGACAACUGAAGGACACAGCUGGAGAAGGGGAGAAGCGUUAUAAUCCCUGGCUGUUUCACCUGGCAUUAAAGCAUGGUUAGAUGGCUCUCUAGAUACUAUAGUCAUAAUGUAGCUUUGGGUAGUUUUUUAAAAAUAACCGUAAACAGCCUAUAGUAGAGGUUGCUAAAUCAAUACAACUCAUCACAUUUAUCUUUUGAAUUCACUUGUCCAUAUAGUCGGUGAUGCUGUUUCUGGCUGUUCCAUUCUCUUCUCUUAAGUUUACUUUCUUCAUGUAACAUUAGUUUGUGUAUAGCAGUAAUGAUGAAUGGGCACAUUUUAGAAAGAAAAUCAAAGAUUAAUAAUGAUUGAACAUUCUUAUGUUUAAUUAUUUAAGUAAUAUGAAGACAUGCAAACCAGUACUUCGUUAUGAGACUGCAUAGAGCAGUUACUGCUUUGUAUAAUCUGUAAGUAUCUGUUUAAAAAUGCUUCUAAAAUGCUUAUGUAAUGUAUACACAUUUUUCUUGCACGUUUCAACAGAAUACACAAUUGCAUAACAAAUGCUGAACAGAAUUUCUUUUGAUAAAUUUUUAUUUAAAGUUACACACACAAAAGAAAUAGGUAGGUUGGUUCAAUAUAUUGUUAAACCCUUUGUCUACAAUGCUAAUAAUACAGGUCAUAGAAGACCUUCAGAUUAAAUGGAUCAGCAGUCACUCACUGAUUUUCGCACCACAUUAAGACAGUCAUUAAAUACUUUACCUGUGAGCAUCUCCUUAGAACUAAAAUGGGUGUGAAAGAAUUUUUUUAAAUACUGUAAGUAUUCACAACAAUUCUAGUAGAACUAGCCACUAUUAACAUGCUGAUUACUCUUCUGACCUGGCAUGACACACAAAUAUACUUUGUGUUUGUAUUUCUCUUUUUAUUUUAAAUAUGUUAAAUCUGGUACCACUCCAUAAAUAGAGUGCUUUUGUAUAAAAUAAAUAAACUAUAAAAAAUAAUUAGGGUGAAUGCAAAAUAUGCAACUGUGCCUUUUAUACCUGUUAUUAUGGUAGAGUGGUAUUUGGGUUUGGACACUGAGGGAUAAGGGGCUAUUCCCAACCUUUUUGAACCUGUAUAUUUACCUGUUUAUUUUCUGAGAAAUUAUAAAUAAUAUAUUUAAAAACAAGUCUUUUGCCAAACUCAGUUAAUGGACCAGUCUUAAGCAUUAUUAACACAAUGCUGUGGUUUCAGUAUGUCUUGAAGGUUGUUUUGUUUGUUCAUUUUUUGUUGUUGUUUUUCUAAUUAAUCUUUGUGGGGGGGUUGGGAUUGUCUUCAUUUGGUUUUUAAUUCUGCAGCUUGGAGAACAACGAUCAGUCUAUACUAUAGUUGUUUGGCAAGGUGUCACCAGUUCAUGUUGCCAGGAAAACUGACAAUUUUUUUUUUAAUUGCUUUUAGCUGCCAUCACAUUUCAGUUGUACAGUAUAGAAAUCAACAUUUUAUUUCUUUCCAUGGUAAACUCGAAUGAGCUUUGCAUGUGUUUUAUGUUAGGGCGCCUUUAUAGAUUGAUGCAUUAAUAUAUAACUUUAUAUGUAUUAGAAAAUUCAAUAGCUUUGGUCUAAAAUCUACUGCUCAUUUUGGAUCUCAGAUCCAGUAUGUUUAUUCAAUAUGAUUUCUGACUGGCCUGCUGCCUGAGUUUCAGGAAAAAAAAGGUAAACAUUAUUUUUAUGUGGGGGAAGAAUUUAAAUGGGAUUCAGAUGAUUGACUGAAAGGCUACCCUAGGAAGUUGUCAAGUAGGAAAGCAAAGAGUAGAGUUGAAGACCUGCCAUAAGCACAGCUAUCACCAAAAGCUUGUAAGAACUUAAACAAUGAAAUAUUUUUCCUUUUCUUUCAUUGGUGAUAAAUGUACAGUGUUUCCUUAAGGAAUGAAGCAGAUGAAAUAGCAAUAGAAAUGAAAUUCCAUCAGUUAAGUAUUAUUGACUGAAAAGCAAGAAAGAAGACAAUAUGUACCAGCUACCUGGGGUAUGCUUUCAGACAACUUCUUCCUAAAUUUUAAAGCACUUGCAUUCAGUGUGGUACGAUCUGUUUGUAAUAUUAAUCAUUGACUAUUGUUCUGCAACUUGGAUGUUGAUAGUGAAGCAGAGAACAAUUUAUCAUUGUUUAUUAUGAAUCACUAUGCACGCAACUAUGCUAAACAUGGCAAAAUGUAUUAAACGCUAG
Centrocercus urophasianus (Greater sage-grouse) is the source of this 7635-nucleotide messenger RNA. RefSeq names its product protocadherin 7 (gene PCDH7). The record is from RefSeq and is a predicted model, not a curated record. NCBI's taxonomy places the organism in Eukaryota, Metazoa, Chordata, Aves, Galliformes, Phasianidae. The transcript is spliced from 4 exons. Gene Ontology annotation, cellular component: plasma membrane. Gene Ontology annotation, biological process: homophilic cell-cell adhesion. Bases 1 to 3852 code for a protein of 1283 amino acids. Gene Ontology annotation, molecular function: calcium ion binding.